AUGGGGAGUUCUGGUGGCAUGGAGGAACUGGUGAAUGUGAAAGGUGUCCAAGGACAGGGAGCGCAGCUCCCACCUGGGGGGAUGCCCCAAGUGGUUCAGCUGCCACCUGGCGGUGUCCCGCAAGUUAUGGGUCAGCUGCCCUCUGGGGGGGUCCGCCAGGUUGUGGGUCAGCUCCCACCUGGGGCAGUCACCCAGGUUGUGGGUCAGCUCCCACCUGGGGUGACAACCCAAGUUGUGGGUCAGCUCCCACCUGGGGGGAAGCCCCCAGCAGCGGGUAAGCGACCACGUGGGAGGAAGCCCCCAACUAUGGGUCAGCUCCCACCUCAGGGGGUGCCUCCCAUUGUGGUUCAGCACACUCCUGAGGGGCUGCCUACUAUUUUGGGACAUCUCCAACCUGGGGGGAAGCAGUUACCCCUGCUCUUGCUCCUACCCAGGGGCAUGAAGCCAGGUAUGCCUCCCCCCAAUGCCCCUGCCCACUGCUGGGAUCAUCCCCCGGUGGCAGGGACGAUGCAGCCCCAGCAGCCGAUGGGGCUGCAGCCCGGGGCCGCGUUGCGUGGGCAGCCCCCGCAGCCCGCAGGCAGCUGCCCGCUGCAGGCUGCCAGCCAGCCCGGCCCCUCCACUGUCCUCCAAGGACCUCCGGUGCAGCAGCGGGUCCUCGUGCCCGGCACCCUGCCCACCAUCUUAGAGCAGCCCAAGGAGCCGGAGGACCAGGGGCAGCCAGCACCCAUCGGCGUGUGCCCCCAUCCCAACGCGGCUCCGCUCAGCUGAAGCAUCGCAGCGCUGGAAUCAGGUGCAGCGACAACCAGCGCAGACAUCCCGGAGGACAUCACCGACAUCGGUGACCUCCUGGCUUGGAUGAACAGCGAAGUGGCACCCAAAGAGGUCCCGGACAACAUCCCGGGCACGGAUGAGGACGCGGCCGAGUGCCCAGCCCCUGCCUGCACCCCCAGCGGGCACCAGCAGAGCGCUGGCAGCAUCCGAGCCACCAAGAGGAAGCUGCCGCAGAGCCAGGAUGCUCCAGAACAAAAGCGCUCGCGCUAG
Messenger RNA from Centrocercus urophasianus (Greater sage-grouse), 1041 nucleotides. RefSeq names its product basic proline-rich protein-like. The transcript has 4 exons. Lineage: Eukaryota; Metazoa; Chordata; Aves; Galliformes; Phasianidae. The record is from RefSeq and is a predicted model, not a curated record.